Messenger RNA from Musca vetustissima, 457 nucleotides. RefSeq names its product protein mago nashi (gene mago). The transcript is spliced from 2 exons. Gene Ontology annotation, biological process: RNA splicing. Gene Ontology annotation, cellular component: nucleus; catalytic step 2 spliceosome; exon-exon junction complex. The record is from RefSeq and is a predicted model, not a curated record. The coding region runs from base 14 to 457 and encodes 147 amino acids. NCBI's taxonomy places the organism in Eukaryota, Metazoa, Arthropoda, Insecta, Diptera, Muscidae.
AACAAACACAACAAUGUCUACAGAAGAUUUCUACUUACGUUAUUAUGUCGGUCACAAGGGUAAAUUUGGCCACGAGUUUUUGGAAUUUGAGUUUCGUCCCGAUGGCAAGUUACGCUAUGCCAACAAUUCCAACUACAAAAACGAUACCAUGAUCCGCAAGGAGGCAUUUGUCCAUCAGGCAGUUAUGGAGGAGUUGAAGCGUAUCAUUUUAGAUUCAGAGAUUAUGGCUGAGGAUGAUUCACCCUGGCCGCCACCAGAUCGUGUUGGUCGUCAGGAAUUGGAAAUUGUCAUUGGCGAUGAACACAUCUCAUUUACUACCUCCAAAACCGGUUCACUAGUCGAUGUCAAUCGUUCCAAAGAUCCGGAAGGUCUGAGAUGUUUCUACUAUUUGGUACAGGAUCUUAAAUGUUUAGUUUUUUCACUCAUCGGUUUACACUUUAAGAUUAAGCCAAUAUAA